GCUUCCAAGCGUCACCUUAACCCCGGGCAUAUCUGAAGCGCACGCAUUUCGUAUUAGGAUCGCUGGAAGUAAGGAAUUUCUCCAAAUUUCUCCUAGGCCUAUCUCUCGAUCCCUUAGUUGAAGAUGGCGGCCGAGCAGCGAAAGCAGACCGAGAAGCCGGAACUCCGUUGGCGAUGGAGCCCUGCCCAACUAAUGCUUUUGUCUACAACUCAACCCUUUGCGCUUGUAAUCCCGGCCUCUUCCUUGCCACCGACGGCUGUAAGUCUCUCACAGCCGGCGGCGGGGGCGGUGGGGAAUGGAAAACGAGCUCGGGCGUGGAGGAGCAGCCGACGUUCUUGUCUACCGUGCUCCCGCUGGAGUCGAUCCGGCGGCUGACCCGGUCGCAGGAGGCGCUUCUUGGAGCGACCUUUGUGGCGCUUAUCGUGUGGCUCGCCUUCUGCUUUGCCGUGCGGUUUGGGAGACUCGGCGACGGCGAGACAUUCUGGUUCCGGAUCCGUUGGUGGAUUAGCCGUCUAGAUGUCUACUUCUAUACCAGGCAUUGGCUGGAAGAUAACAAGGUCGUUGUAAAGAGGAAAACAGAACUGGGAGGGACGUUUUCUGUAGCAAGCUGGAUAUUAUUUGCUGGCUUGUUCUCUGCAUUGCUGUAUCAGAUUAUUGCAAAGCGCACAUUUGAGGUACACAAAGUCAGACCAACCAACGCUCCAGACUUGCAGCAGUUUGACAAUGAUAUUGAGUUUAAUAUAACCACGGUCUCUAGCUUGACUUGUUCUCAUUUGCGAAGUCUUAAGAAAAUAGUCACCACUAGUCCUGGUUCAAUUUAUUACAAAGUCUCCCUUCUGACACUUUAUUCCAAUUAUACUUGCUAUAAUACAAGCCGAGGCCCCACAGUUUCAAUUAAAUGCAACCGCUGUCAGAUUUCAAGAGAGGACUUAUAUAUUUCAUGGCAGUUUGUUGAUCUCCCAAAGAGUCCUGCCAGUGCAGUUGGCUUUCAAUUCAAUCUAACGGCAAGAGAUCAUAUUGAUGAUACACAUGUCAGCUAUGUCAGUGGCACUUUAGCACCGGGAAGCUAUAGAGAUGGUGAACUAGAAACAUUAAGGGGACCAGAUAUGAAUUUAUUGAAGAUCAAUUUAUUCCCUACAAAGUUCAAUUAUAAGCAUCGUUUGAAACUCAUUCAACCUCUGCUGCAUGACUACUUACCAGGCUCAUCAUUUUCCGAUAUUGGGAGACUGCAAGCUUCUCUUCAGAACUCCAGGGAUGGACUAUUGAAUAUUACCCUGCUUGUUAGAUAUCUUUCUGAUUACAUUGUGGAGGUUGACAAAGAACUUUCAUUUGGAAUUGUGAGCUUCCUGGCUGAGGUUGGUGGUCUUUCUGUCACAAGCCUAGCAGUUUUUCUUUACUUGCUAUCACAAUGUGAGGCCAGAUUCAAGAAUCUUCGUUUUGAAGAUACAACAAUGAGGCACAUUAGAAGACACAAACGUGCUCAACGGCAUUGGGAUAAGGUAAGGAAAUAUGUCAAUUACACUUGGGGGCAGAGUAGCAUCAAUAUCAAAAGUAGAAGCAAAUCUAGUCAAAUUAUUCAUGGAAGUAGAUCACUCCACAAAAUGAAUCAAGCUUCCCGAAUUUUAUACCAUCAAAAUGUGUCUGGCAUGCCAUCUGAGAAGAAUUUUGUCGUAGAUGCUGCUGAGACUGUGGAUUUGAGUUUGGAUUUCGAAGCAAGCAAAUAACAUCAAGAUUGAAAGGAAAAGAGUAGCCUGAAGGUUUUCCAUAUACUCA
This is a messenger RNA of Dendrobium catenatum, 1773 nucleotides long. RefSeq lists its product as uncharacterized. The record is from RefSeq and is a predicted model, not a curated record. NCBI's taxonomy places the organism in Eukaryota, Viridiplantae, Streptophyta, Magnoliopsida, Asparagales, Orchidaceae. The coding region runs from base 174 to 1724 and encodes 516 amino acids. The transcript has 8 exons.